Odobenus rosmarus divergens (Pacific walrus) is the source of this 945-nucleotide messenger RNA. It is a transcript of the gene PDCD1LG2, whose product is annotated as programmed cell death 1 ligand 2. Gene Ontology annotation, cellular component: external side of plasma membrane. Gene Ontology annotation, biological process: immune response; cellular response to lipopolysaccharide; T cell costimulation. NCBI's taxonomy places the organism in Eukaryota, Metazoa, Chordata, Mammalia, Carnivora, Odobenidae. Bases 1 to 945 code for a protein of 314 amino acids. The record is from RefSeq and is a predicted model, not a curated record. The transcript is spliced from 6 exons.
AUGUUCCUCCUUCCGUUAAUCAUGAGCCUGGGAAUGCAGCUUCAUCAGACAGCAGCUUUAUUUACAGUGACGAUCCCUAAGGAACUGUACACAGUAGACUAUGGCAGCAAUGUGACCCUGGAGUGUCACUUUGACACUGGAGGUCACGUGGAACUCAGAUACUUAAAGGCCAGUUUGCAGAAGAUGGAAAACGAUACAUCCUUGCAGAGCGAAAGAGCCAGCUUGCUGGAGGAGAAGCUGCCCCUGGGGAAGGCCUUAUUCCACAUCCCUCGAGUCCAAGUGACAGACGCAGGCCAGUACCGCUGCCUGAUCAUCUACAAGGUCGCCUGGGACUACAAGUACCUGACUCUGAAAGUCAAAGCUUCCUACAAGAAAAUAAAAACUCAUUUACUUAGGAUCCCGGGGGUAGAUGAGGUAGAGCUCACCUGCCAGGCAGAAGGUUAUCCACUGGCAGAAGUGACCUGGCCAAACAUCAGUGUUCCUGCCAACACCAGCCACAUCAAGACCUCACAAGCCCUCUACCAGGUCACUAGUGUUCUGCGCCUAAAGCCACACCCUGGCACGAACGUCAGCUGUGUGUUCUGGAAUGCUAACGUGAGAGAACUUACUUCAGCCGUCAUUGACCCUCAUGAACUUGACACCUCUUCAAAUCGGCCACUUCAUGUUUUCAUCCCUUCCUUCGUCAUUGCUUUGAUAUUCGUAGCUACAAUGAUAGGCUUAAGAAAACAGCUCUUCCAAAAGCUUUCCUUUAGAAAAGACACAACAAAAAAAUCUGACACCACCUUAAGGAGGGAAGUGGACAAAGCUGUGAAUUCGGUGAAACAGCUACCUUUUUCAGUGUUGAAGGAACUGCCUUGUGGAGGUGAUGAAUUCGCCCUUGCCCUAGUUCUCCGUUGUCUCUUGAACCUUUGUGAUUAUCUAAAGGGCCUGGUUUAUUCUUGGUAA